This is a messenger RNA of Trematosphaeria pertusa, 1696 nucleotides long. RefSeq lists its product as uncharacterized. Lineage: Eukaryota; Fungi; Ascomycota; Dothideomycetes; Pleosporales; Trematosphaeriaceae. The coding region runs from base 253 to 1551 and encodes 432 amino acids. The transcript has a single exon. The record is from RefSeq and is a predicted model, not a curated record. Gene Ontology annotation, biological process: intracellular iron ion homeostasis.
GUAUGGCACCCACCCUCGCUUAUAAGCAAACAUUAGAGAAUCUGGUGACGUACCUGGAAUCAUUGUGCUAGCUGCAGCGAGUGCAGAACCACCAAAGCCCGCGGUGGCCUGAGACUCCACGCUCCCUAUGGUCAUAGCUCCUCGGCGAGCAUCAAAAACUUCGAGGAGUGAUUGUCGCUACUCAGUACAGCUCCUCGAGGCGCGACUACUCCCAAAUCCUCUGCAUCAAACUCUAUUGAGCGGUCAGUGACGAUGACUUCAGCAGAGCAGCCACCAAGACAGCUGGAUCUCAUCUCGGAUGCACCCAUUGUAGACUCAUCGAAAACCUACGACCUCGUCUGCAUCGGCUUUGGACCAGCUCAGCUUGCCACGGCCAUCGCCAAUCGAGAAGCCCGAAAAACUUCGAACGUGCUCUUCGUUGAGAGAAAACCUUCUUUCUCAUGGCAUCCAACGUCGCAGCUCCCACGGAUGCGAAUGGAAAAUGCCUUCAUUUACGAUCUCGCGACAACGCGAAAUCCACGAUCGGGGUUCAGCUACGUCAACUACCUCCUCGCUCGGAAUCGCCUCGUCGAAUUCGCAAAUUCCGACCGCCUGAACCCAUUGAGGGAAGAGUUCGAGGACUACCUCCGCUGGUGUGCUGAGCAAUUCAACGACCAAGUACACUACAGCAGCGAGGUAAUCGGCGUCACUCCGGAGAACGAGUCGGGCUCCGUGAGGCGCUUCAAGGUAGCCGUGAGAGACGCACACGGCAAGACGUACGUGGUGGAGGCGAGGAGCAUCGCAGCGCCCUCCCCGCCCGGCCGGCGCGACCAGAAGCCGCGGCCUCUGACGAGCGUCAACUUUGAAGCCGGCCAGCGCAUCGUCUCUGCGCACGAUUACCUCUCGAGGAGGAACGAGCUGCGGGACCGGCAUGAGCCUCGCCUCAACAUCGCUGUCGUCGGCUCUACCCAGCAAGCAGUCGAGAUACUGGACGACCUUCUGACCUGCCCACGGCUCGGCAACAUAACCAUCGUCACGGAGAACGAGUCGCUCGCUCCGCUGCGGAUCCUAGAGGACGCACCCGAGCCACCGCAGCCACGGCUCUGCUCAAUCUGGGCGAAGCCGUCGUGCGAGCAGAAGCCCACGAUUCCCGGCUCCUCGGAGGUGAUACAGCGCAUCUAUCUGCGCGCAUACGAGAAGCAGAUGGCCAGCAGGGGAAGGUACACCCUCCGCGUCGUCGUGGGGAGGGACGCGGCCGAGCCAUGCUCCAAGGCCGACUUCAUCAUUUCUGAGCAUGCAGCAAGCGAGCUGUCGAGCAGCGGGCUCUUCAGUGGCCUGGACCAGCUCGUGCUGGGGUGCCGGCAGAAGGGAGAGAGCCUGGAGGAGGUGCAGUUCAAGCGCGGAGCCGUUGCCGAGAGCUGCAGGAUGUGGAUGCUAUCGGCGCACUCGGAGGGCGGGCGCUCAUUGGCGAAGGAUAUUGCCGUGCGGGCGGGCGAGGUGGUGAGUGCGCUGGCGGCUGCAGAUGAGGGUGUGCGUCGUGAGGGCGUCGGGAUGAUCAGUGCCAGGAUGUGAUGGAGGACGCGUCGACCGGGGUCGGCAUGGCAUGUGGGAUGUGGUUAUGUAAUCCGCAAAUUUGUAUCUGAUGGCGCUAGUCCAAAUGAAUGACGUUCAUCUCCGACCUCGCUCCGGACGAUACCUCCUCGCCAUCAACGGUCAU